UUGUAAUUAACUUCUUGUUUAGCUUCAAUAAAUCAGUUUCUUUCUGUGUGUUUUCUAUUUCGACUGCAAAAGAGAGAGCCGAAAAAAGGAGAAGAAGAGAAAGAGGGAAAAAGAAUGAGAACGUGUGAGCUGUGUGAAAGUGUGGCGAGAAUGUACUGUGAAUCGGACCAAGCCAACCUGUGCUGGAGGUGCGAUGAGAAGGUUCACCGUGCGAAUUUUCUUGUAGCCAAACACUCCAGGAGUCUCUUGUGUCACGUCUGUCAGUCUCUUACGGCGUGGAAAGCCUCCGGCCCGAAGCUCAGCCCGACGGUCUCCGUAUGCGACUCGUGCGUCACAUCUGCUCACGGCGAAGCUCAUGAUAAUGAACUUGUUAAACCUGAGAAUAAACAGAGUGAAAGAACUACCGAUGAGGAUGACGAUGAUGAAUAUGAUGAUGAUUACGAUGACGAUGACGAUGACGAUGAUGAUGAAUAUGAUGAUCCUGAUGUGGAUUAUGAUGAGGAAGAUGAUGAAAAUCAGGUGGUUCCGUGGUCUGGUGAUUCAGAGUAUCCUCCUACUCUUGUAGCGAGUUCUUCAUGUUGUAGUAGCAGUGUAGAACAGGGUUCAUUGAAACGAGGUCUUGAUUUCAGCGAUUUUUACUCUGACGAUGAAAUCGGUUGUUCAAAUUCGCAACAGUGCUCUAUAGCAGCCGCUAACGAGGAAGCGAACUCUUCUUUGAGCUCAUUUAGACCGUCGAAACAAGCAAGAAGAACAGCGGAGGAAGAUCGCGGUCAAGCAGACUCAAGAUCGACGGCUGUUGUUAGUGCUGUGCACGGAUUCCAAAAACAGAUGGUUACAAACGAUGCUGACGCCGCCACCACAGUUCUUGGGAUCUAUCAACUCAGCAGAGAUGAAAACCGUUGAUUUCUCUUCCACUAUCCAACCCAGCAAAGACGAGAACCGUUGGUUUCUAUCUCACUAACCUUACAUUUCGAGGUAGUUAUGCUUUUUAGUUAUCACUAAUCAAAGUUAAUACUCGUUCAGCCUUACUUAACUUUGUUCUGAUCAAAGGGGCUUAUUUAAUCUUCCUUGUCUAUUAUUUUUCAAAAAAAAAAAAAAUUUGUGGUUAUCAUAUUGGUUCCUUUUCUUAUUGUUUAUGUAUUUUCUGUCAUUUGUUCAUCUAUUUUUGACUUUACUGAAACUGAAGAUUGGGAUUGUGAAAAAUAAGCUGAUUGAAUUUGCAUUUUGUGAGAAAA
Mangifera indica (mango) is the source of this 1235-nucleotide messenger RNA. RefSeq names its product acidic repeat-containing protein-like. The coding region runs from base 115 to 903 and encodes 262 amino acids. Lineage: Eukaryota; Viridiplantae; Streptophyta; Magnoliopsida; Sapindales; Anacardiaceae. The record is from RefSeq and is a predicted model, not a curated record. Gene Ontology annotation, molecular function: zinc ion binding. The transcript is spliced from 2 exons.